GCAGUGCCAUGGCGGCGAGCGAAGACGUUUCCACGGAAAGUAAACACGACACGGGCGUCUCACAAGUGUGCCGUAACGAGGGCCUUGGAAAUGCAUUCAGAGAGUGCUUCUCGUCUCUCCUCGAUUCGAUCGCAGAGUUCGGUUCCGAGAUAAAAGUAUGCUCUGAAGUGUUGAGCAUCACAGCCAACGUGAGCGAUGUUAACUACUCUGAACUUAAGCCGACGCAUAUAUACAACUGUUUACAGCAGCACAUCUGCAAGUUACAGUCAAUAUCUGCAAAUCUGAAACAAAUGGUGGAUGCUGAGAAGCCAUCUAUCACAGCCAGCUGUGAAACAGCAGGGAAAUCGAGGGAAGAGUUGGUAGCAACAUCUGAGAAGGAGGUAGUUGUAGGCUCAGGUCACGUUCCUACUACAUCACAACACCACACCACCCCCACGGAUGUUGUGAAGGCCCAGCUUGAUGAUAACAGUGUCCAGAUCAAGGCUGGUAAAGCAGAGAUUGAGCGUAGGAUAUCUGCAUUUAUAGAGCGCAAACAGCUGGAGAUCAAUGAAAACAAUGUGCGGGAGUUUUGCAAUGUGAUCGACUGCAAUCAGGAAAACAGUUGUGCCAGAACAGAUGCCGUCUUCACGCCUUAUCCGGGUUUCAAGAGUCAUGUCAAAGUGACACGAGUGGUGAAUAUGUAUGGGCCCCAGACCAGAGGGGGGCUCUCUGAGCAGGGUGAGCAAAAGUUAGGCUCAUUCAGCAGAGACUGUGGAAACCCUGCCAUCGAGGAGCGGCUGCAGAACAUAGAAGCUCACCUAAAGCUGACAGCGGCGGGACCGGUGCCUCACAGCGUUUACCAGCGGCUGAAGAAGCUAGAGGAUCGAAUCCUGGAGCUUGAGGGCCUUUCUCCGGAGUACUUCCACUCCACAAGCUACUCACACAAGCGUCCGAAGGCCUCUGUAUCUCAGAGCUACAGCCUGUGUGAGCUGGAUGGGAAGAUCAAUGCAGUUAGAACAGCCUUGCUGAAGAGAGCGAGUGAAUUCCACUCCACAGACGCAAGGGAAUUUCCAUUUUGAAACGUGUGCAUGUGCUCAUAUACACAGGAAAGGCCUUCACUAUUUAAAGACAAACUACAACUCCCUUGUUAAAUCCUUUCUGAAUCUAUAGUGAGGACUUGUCAUUUUGUCCCAUAGCAGUUGAGUUGUACAUAUGAAAAUAUAUCUGUCUCUUUGAGGCAAUUGAGGGAACUGGUCCAUGCUGUCAUUUUUCUUUUUUGUAAAUACAUCUUUUCUGCAACAAGAA
Molecule: messenger RNA, 1284 nt
Organism: Electrophorus electricus (electric eel)
Lineage: Eukaryota; Metazoa; Chordata; Actinopteri; Gymnotiformes; Gymnotidae
Gene: mbip
Product: MAP3K12 binding inhibitory protein 1
Source: RefSeq, a predicted model, not a curated record